AUGUCGACCGCCAACGGCGCCCUCACGCCGCCCCCGGCGCCGCAGGACGCAGAACCCGCCAACGCCUCCCCGUCCGCAGCGAAACGCAAGCGCUCGACCAGCCAAGCAAACGCGCUCGCCGACCGCGACCAACCCGCGCAAAAGCCCCAGCCCGCGCGCAGCGACGCCCGCACCCUCAAGGCCCUGCUUGAGGACGUCCUUGAAAUUCUCAAGAGCUACGACACCAACCCGUCCAUCCUCGACCAGCCUGUCCGCAGCAAUGGAGACCGCGCAGUAUCCGGCGAGCCUACAACGAAGCGCACCAAGCUCGCACAGCUCCCGGCCGCAGCCUCGUCCAUCACCGCAAAAAUCCAGUCCGACGCAUACGCGUCCCUCGACGAACUCGUCGCCGAUGUCGAAUCUGUCUGCUCCCAGCUUCUCGCCUCGGUCAACGCGCAGCAUGCAUCUACCGAAGCCGACACCAAACUCCUGACUGGCACUCUGGCAUUGAAGAAGGUCUUGAAGAACAUUGUCAUCCGGGAAACACAGCGCAAGGCCGCUGUAGCCGCUGAGGUGGCUGAAGAGACUGACGGCGCUGAAGACGAAGAAAAGGCGGAGACCAAUGGUGUUAUCAAGAAGGAGCCCGUGGACGAUGCGGUCGAUAGUUUCGCGGGCAGCAGAGCAGUCCUAACCCUGUUCGCGUCGGCGCAGGGCAACAAGCAACUCUUCUCCAGUUUGCAGAAGCCGGUCAGAGUUGAGGGCAAGAAGACAACGGGCGAAACGAGCGAGCUCGAGAGUGCCGUCGAUGUUACCCUUCCGUUGGACGAGAGCGGCCUUCCCAGCAUGAUCUCGUCCACCAAGAUCAUCCCCGUCCACACCGAAGAUGCUAUUGGCGGGAAAAGCAAAGGUCCAACGUUUGGAGAGGUCUUUGGUCCUCCGCCGAAAUUCAGAGAUCUGAAGCCACCGGUCCCUGCGACUCAAAGUGCGACCAAAGGAAACACGAUUACGUGGGGCCAGCAGGAUUUAGCUUUGCGAAGCGGACGUCGCGGCUCGUCCUACUCCAGUCAAAAACUCACCACAGGAGAUUGGCUUGGCUACAGCGGCAUAGAUGUUGAGAAGGAGCCAUCAUCACCUUCUGCGAAGAGGAAACAAAGGGACCGAGCACUCAGCACCGGCGAGGUCAACCCUCCCCUCCCGGAUGAAGAGCAGGCCAAGUUGGAUAAGGCAAGAGCAGAUGCCCUGUUCCGGAGCGUAUACUCCAGUUUCGCACCCACCCAUGAUGAUGGCGUGGCGGUCAUCCCGGAGGAAACAAAGAACCGUGUGUGGUGGCAGAAGGUUGGUGAGAAGAGAUUCAACGAAAUCUUCGCUCUUGACCCGGCACUGCUGGAUGCGCAGCCUGGCGAGGCUGUGGAGGAUAUGUCUACCGACGAAAAUACAAACGAGGAGGAGACUUUCAAGACAGCUGCCGAGCAGUUCAUUCCCGAGGAACUCAAUGUUCCGGAGAGUUCGGAGAACAACAAAGAGGAUCAGGAGAUUGAUGAGCUCCUGCAAGAGAUUUCCGAACUCUUGGAGACCCUCCACUCGUACCAGAGAAUCAGACAAAGCACACUGGCGCCUCCAACAAGAACUCCUGCAGGUCAAGACACUUCCGUCCAACCGUCGACGCCUUCGUCGGAUGAGAUGGACGUCUACAACUUGUUGAAGACGCAGCUUUCGUUGAUGAUUUCUCAAUUACCACCGUACGCUGUGGCAAAGCUGAAUGGAGAUCAGUUGGAAGACUUGAACAUCAGUAAGAAGCUUGUCAUUGAGACCAAGGACUAUCGCGGUGUUAUGGAGGAGGAUCAGGUUUCCAAGCUCGCAAAAUCGGCUGCUAUCGGUGCUACCGUCGGCGCCUCGGCUGUUCGCCCACCAGGAUACCCACCAGCGAGCCAGUAUGCUCGCACCCCGGCCGCUCCUCCGUAUGCAUCCAGGACUGUUGGUGGUCCGCCAUCUUACUAUCCACAACAGCAAGCACCCAACCGGACGCCAUCGGUGCCGCGUUACGGGCCUCAAGGCUACCAAACCCCUGGCGCAUAUGCAUCCACUGCCCAGCGCCCCCCGUAUGGCGGACCUGCGUACGGGCAACCUCCCAGGCAGCCAUCCUACGGUGCAGCUGCGUCAACGUACGGACAGACGCCUUCUUCUUACUACGGACGAGGACCACCCGCUGCAUACGGUAUGGCACCCUCGUAUUACCAGGGCACACCGCAAGGCGCGGCACAAAGUCGCUACAUGCAGCCCGGCUCAGCCUACCCGCCACGGACGCAAGGAGCCGCGCCAAUGUACAACUAUACAGCAACCGGUAGCCCGCAUGUUCGCACGGCAUCACCGUUGAAACAGGGCCAGCCCGGUGCUGCACAAACGCCGUAUCCCCCGCAACGUCCUCCGUCAGGAAAUCCUUACGGAACCCCUGGACAACAGCCUCAACGUCCUUCAUACUACCCCCAAACACCGUAUGGCAGUAGUGCCCAGGCCACACAAGCGCUCACUCCGUCAGCAAGUGCCAGCUACCACGCGAGUAUCCAAGCACACGCCCGAGCAAUUUCAGGCGUGGGCGCAGCGCAAGCAAAUAUGGGGAGAGGAUCCAGCGGUACACCUCAGCCCCCUGGCAGCUCUGGUUCCAGCAGCCAGCCCCCGGGUCAAGGCAGCACCACGGCAGUAGCGUCGUAA
Molecule: messenger RNA, 2688 nt
Organism: Lasiodiplodia theobromae
Lineage: Eukaryota; Fungi; Ascomycota; Dothideomycetes; Botryosphaeriales; Botryosphaeriaceae
Exons: 2
Coding region: 1-2688 (895 amino acids)
Source: RefSeq, a predicted model, not a curated record